Giardia duodenalis is the source of this 735-nucleotide messenger RNA. RefSeq names its product 20S proteasome alpha subunit 3. The record is from RefSeq and is a predicted model, not a curated record. The transcript has a single exon. Gene Ontology annotation, cellular component: nucleus; proteasome core complex; cytosol. Lineage: Eukaryota; Fornicata; Diplomonadida; Hexamitidae. Gene Ontology annotation, biological process: ubiquitin-dependent protein catabolic process. The coding region runs from base 1 to 735 and encodes 244 amino acids.
AUGUCUCGUUUUGACUCUCGCACGACUCUUUUUUCGCAGGACGGCCGUCUCCUGCAGGUUGAGUACGCGAUAAAGGCAGUAACGAUUGCCGCGCCGUGCCUCGCAAUCCUGGCCCAAGACGGGAUUGUCUUUGUCGCCCAGAAGAAGCUGCCAUCGAAACUCAGCGAUCAGCAGACAAGCGAAAAGAUUUACAAGAUCGAUUCCCACAUUGUGUGCGCUGUUUCUGGGCUAACCUCCGAUGCCAAUAUCCUUAUCGACGAGGCCAGAACCUACAGUCAAAAAUGGCUAGCAGUCUAUGACGAACCUAUUCCCGUCGAAGUUCUAGUUCAAUAUAUUUCGGAUGUCAAACAGAACUACACGCACCACGGAGGACUGCGUCCAUAUGGCGUCUCCUUCCUUUUUGGGGGCUGGGAUGCCCACCUUGGGUUCCAAUUGUACCAGACAGAUCCCAGUGGGAAUUAUUCUGCGUGGGUUGCAACAAGCAUAGGAGGGUCCGCUCCGGAAAUAGCAUCAGCUCUGAAGCAGAACAUUGCAGAUAGCAGUCAAAAGAUUCUACUAAAGGAGGCCCAGCAAUACGCUGUUUCUGCGUUAAUUAAGACUACAGACAUAACCAAGGUAUCAUCUGACAAAAUGGAGAUCCUUACGGUGGUGAAGGGCGAGAGUGGAGACAUUCUUGCAAAGUACGUCUCUAAUGCAGAGGUCGACGCCAUCUGUCGACAACUGCAGGAUAAGUGA